Molecule: messenger RNA, 1394 nt
Organism: Antrostomus carolinensis (chuck-will's-widow)
Lineage: Eukaryota; Metazoa; Chordata; Aves; Caprimulgiformes; Caprimulgidae
Gene: SEL1L
Product: SEL1L adaptor subunit of SYVN1 ubiquitin ligase
Exons: 11
Biological process (GO): ERAD pathway
Cellular component (GO): endoplasmic reticulum membrane
Molecular function (GO): protein binding
Source: RefSeq, a predicted model, not a curated record
GUUGGCCUUGGACAGUUACACUUGCACGGAGGAAGAGGAGUAGAGCAAAAUCACCAGCGAGCAUUUGAGUACUUCAAUCAAGCAGCUAAUGCUGGCAAUUCACAUGCUAUGGCCUUUCUAGGAAAGAUGUACUCAGAAGGAAGUGAUGUUGUACCUCAGAGCAAUGAAACAGCUCUUCAGUAUUUCAAGAAAGCUGCUGAUAUGGGUAAUCCAGUUGGACAGAGUGGAUUAGGAAUGGCUUACCUCUACGGAAGAGGUGUUCCAGUGAACUAUGAACUAGCACUGAAGUAUUUCCAGAAGGCUGCAGAACAGGGAUGGGUUGAUGGACAACUUCAACUAGGUUCCAUGUAUUACAAUGGCAUUGGAGUCAAGAGAGACUAUAAACAAGCUUUGAAAUAUUUUAACUUAGCCUCCCAGGGUGGCCACAUCCUGGCUUUUUAUAAUCUGGCUCAAAUGCAUGCUACUGGCACUGGAGUGAUGCGAUCCUGUCAUACUGCUGUUGAGUUGUUUAAGAACGUAUGCGAACGGGGGCGUUGGUCUGAAAGACUGAUGACUGCCUACAACAGCUAUAAAGAUGGUGAUUCAAAUUCUGCAGUGGUUCAAUAUCUUCUUCUGGCAGAACAAGGCUAUGAAGUUGCACAAAGCAAUGCUGCUUUCAUACUUGAUCAGAAAGAAGCUAGCAUAGUAGGAGAAAAUGAAACCUAUCCUCGAGCUUUGCUUCACUGGAAUAGAGCAGCUUCUCAAGGAUAUACUGUGGCAAGAAUUAAACUUGGAGACUACCAUUUUUAUGGUUUUGGUACUGAUGUUGAUUAUGAAACUGCAUUUAUUCACUAUCGACUGGCAUCAGAGCAACAGCACAGUGCCCAAGCAAUGUUUAAUCUGGGCUACAUGCAUGAGAAGGGACUGGGCAUCAAGCAGGAUAUUCAUCUUGCAAAACGAUUUUAUGACAUGGCAGCUGAAGCAAGCCCAGAUGCUCAGGUUCCAGUCUUCCUAGCACUUUGCAAGCUUGGAGUGAUUUAUUCCUUGCAGUAUAUACGAGAAAUCAAUAUAAGGGAGGUAUUCUCACAUAUUGAUAUGGACCAGCUGCUGGGGCCUGAGUGGGACCUUUACCUUAUGACCAUCAUCGCCUUGCUUCUGGGAACAAUUAUAGCUUACAGACAAAGGCAACAUCAGGCAAUUCCCAGACCAGCAGGACUGCGGCCAGCUGUGCCUCAACAAGAACCAGCACCAGAGCAUCAACCACCGCAAUAGCAACAAGAGCCUCAGUGAAAGAACUGGAUUUUUCCAAAAGGAACAAUUUUAAUUGUGAUUUAGGACUUUUGAUCAACAGUCCCUCCCCCAAAAGAGGCGCAGAGAAGUUUAAAAAAAAAAAAAAAAAAGUCUGAAAGCUGCUU